GAUUUUAUGCUGGACCUAGGAACCCUAGAACAUGGAGGAAGCAGAGGAAAGUCAAAUCUCCCGCACGGCCUACGAAGUGCAAAGGGAUUUUGGCUUUAGCAGCGGUCUGCGUUCGGAAAUUAUUUGGGAUUCUUUGGCCCCUGAUCAGGGGGAAAUCCUGAAGCAGAAGAUAGAGAACCUCAUUCGCGAGGACGACGCUCGGAAUUCCAAGGCGAUUCAGCGAAAACGGGAUCAGCUUUUCCGGAAUAUUUGGCAGCAGCGUCGCUACACCAAUGGCACACUGCUCUCCGCCAUCAUCUACGUGCUGGUCACGCCGGAUUCAGACCCGGAAUUGGCACUGCAGUCUACCAAUUACAGUUGCCAUCCGGUUUUCCGCACCCGUCGCUGCAUGAAGGGCGAAAACAGCGCCGCCUGCUGCAUGAUCUUCGUGGAUGAGAAUGCCCGAGUUUACUCGAACUGGGAGCAGUAUGUCUUCCGAAACACCCUGCCCAAGGGCUUGAUGAUCGCCCCCAGCCAGGGAGUCUACACUUUUAGCGAUGGCGAUGAGCCUGGCGUCCAGUUGAUGGUCCAUCCCACGCCCUCAGCCCGUGGCAGAUAUAGAUUACUCAAUGCCGGCGAUAAGGUGGCCACUGUGGGUGGCCUGGUGGCCAGUGUUCCGGCUGCCGCUGCUCUGGCGGUGCCUCUGGCCGCUCCCCUGGUGAUUGCCGCCACCGCUGUGGGCGUGGCCACCGGUGUCUACAGCACUCUGCGCUCGGCCUCCCAUCUCAUUGAUCGUCGACGGCAUGGGCAAUCCACCUGCAUCACAGACGGUGAGGCGCGCAGCUCCUGGUUGGGCGUGGCGGGUGGUGUUGUGGGUCUGGGCGCCACUGGGGCCACCAAGGCGCUGGCCACAGCCGCAGGUGCAGGCUACAAAGUCAAUCCCGCUGCCCAGUUGGCCGUGAGGGGCAUAAACGGUGCCUCAGCGGUCAUCGCGGGAACAGGAGUGGUUAAUGGGGUUUACGAUUUGUAUUUGAAAAUUGGCGAUGAUCAAGCCCUUAACAGCUUGGACAUGCUGCAAAUGGCCUCGCACCUGGUCAUCUUCACGCACUCCAUUAACAAUAUGCGCAUAGCUUCCAAGGCCACCAAUGGCUCUUCCUUAAGAAAGGCACUUCGCAAUCAAUCCAGAAAAGUCUUCGACCGCAUUUCCCAGGAAUCCGUUAAGCUGCACAGUGAAUCUGGCCAAUUUGAUAUUGUGCGCACUCUCAACGAAAUUCCCUUCAAGGAGGCACUCCUCAGCCUUCACAACAUCAACUCGCAUCUGGGUCAGGGACUCCAUGUGGCCACCACUUUGUUACCCCAAAUUGUGAGUGUUGGCACUGGCGGCCAGAUUCUCGUCAAUUUGGAAAUGCUGGCUCAAAGAUUCGGCGGCAAGUUUGCCCAGCACAUUGGAAAUCUGUCCAGUUUCACAGACGUUCUUGAGGCCAUGGCCAGAUACUUUACGGAUCAGGCAGUGCAGCUCUUGAUGCAGAUGACGCGCACUUUUGUGGAGGAGAACGUGGACUCCAUUGAUCGCACGCUAAAUACGUUCGUGUCCACGGAGGCGGUUCUUUUUCGCAUUCUAAUGCACUGCGUUAAUACCUUUGAUAAUUUUGGAGAGGAUUUCUUGCAGAGCCGCCGCGAGGAUAUCUUGCGGAUGGUGUCCAAGUACUUUCGCUCGCUAGAGCCGAUUGGCGAGAAGAACUGCCGCAAGUACAAAUGCAACGUUUGCAAGGGCGCUUACUACAUAAGUUCGAUAUAGGAGAAUUUU
This is a messenger RNA of Drosophila takahashii, 1786 nucleotides long. RefSeq lists its product as uncharacterized. Lineage: Eukaryota; Metazoa; Arthropoda; Insecta; Diptera; Drosophilidae. The record is from RefSeq and is a predicted model, not a curated record.